AUGUACGGAGGUUUACUGGAACGUAUGAACAUGGUGAAUAUGGUUUUUAGGACAGAUCAGUGGUUUAAAAUUCUACUUUUAUGUUUACUGACUUGUAAAACUGGUGGGGUAUACAUUACAACCAACGAAUCGACCCAGGUCUAUGGCGUUGUUGAAUCAUGGCAUAAACCUAAUAUCAUGAACUACACUAUUGACAUAAAUAGGUAUAACCUGGACCUUAGUGGAAUAACAUCGUUACUGUUUAAAAUAAAGGCAUGCGACAGUGCACAUGUCCUUCUGUCUACUUCUGAUGUCAGAAAUUCGUCAAAACCAUUGUAUGAGAUUAUCAUGGGAUAUUUCAGUGACUCUUCGUAUAUUAUCUACCGUGCCGGAAGUACUCAUGACACAUGGUUUUCUAUUCCGAAUAUACUGAACUGCACUGUGUAUCUACCAUUCUGGAUUAGUUGGGCGAGUGGAGACAUUAAAUUAGGAACUGGGGUUGUCGUUGGUGAAAAUAUUUUGGGAAAUUUCAAAAAUACAACUCAUUUUGAAGUGAGAAGUAUUGGAGUAUUUACAGACCGUGGAACAUUAGGAAAUUGGACAAUAAGAGUUGAAGUUUCAGACAAAUUUGCUGGAUAUUUUGACAGCUGUAGUAUGAGUAAUACCAAGUCUGACGUGGUUGUAGUUGAUGACAUUAAAUGUUCAGGAAUCAGGUGUGCUACGAGCUGUGGAAUGUCGCAGACUUGUAUGGGUUUUAAUUUCAACAGUGUCAUGAACAGAUGUGAACUACUCUCGUUUGGAUCAAAUGAUGUAACAGACAUACCACACCACACUGAAGCUGAUUGGAGGUUUUAUAGUAAAUGUUACAAUGGGAAAACUGCUUGUCUUGGAUGCUAUUGACAGUAAACAGUUUUUGAUAAGGAUACCAUUUGCAAUUGUUUAUUUAAGGAAUGACUGUAAUAUUUUUUUCUGUCUUUAAAGAAAUAACAUAAAAAAUGUGGUGCACACUGAAUAACCCGCGUAAUGGGUUAUUUAAAAGUGUGCACCACGUUUUGUAGAUUAUUUCAAAUAGACAGAAAAAAUGUUACAGUCAAUCCUUAUAAUUCAGUUCUAAAUUCCAUUUUUAAGGAGUAAAUCAUGAAAAAAAUUGAUGACGUCAUUGUCCCAUGACAACGUUAUGUCUAUGAGCUGAUAGACAAAAAACUUUCAGCCAAUCAGAAGACGUGUAACACCCAAAACUAAACUAUAUUUUUUUAGAUUUUAAAUCUUUUUAAAAAUUCCAUACACUUAUUGAGUUGAUAUUUGUCUUAUACAGACAACUGUAAAUUAACGAUUCUCUAGUUUCCUGAGUCCAUUACGAAAAUACCAAUCAAGGUAAAAAACAAAAGCUGAGGGAAUCGCAAGAAUCCAAAACAAGACCAAAUGCUUUGACAUGGUAAGGAUCUCCUGCUACGUCUCUCCUUAAAUCAUUGCUGCAGAAAGUAAUGUUAAUGAAGCCUGCAUAAUGUGAAUAUCCAUGAUUGUAGCUUAUUUCAAUUGAGAUAUGUAAACACCAUACGAUGAAGCAGUAUGUAAGUUUCUGUUAGGGAAUGGGAAGUUAACAAUAGGUAAGCUGAAAUCAUCUUGUCAUAGAUCUUAUUUUGAACUUGUCCUUCUAUGUCAAUAUCAAGAAAAAGAUCCAAACCUUCUAGUCUGAGUAGUAUCCUUAAUUUCAACUUCAUAGGGAUUUGUGAAAUGCAAUAACAAACUAUUAUAUAGGUUAUUGAGUGACAGAACAUGAUCAAUAUAUCCUUAAGUGUUAUUUAAAGAACUAGAAAAUAUGUUUUUCUUUCUUUCUUUUUUUUUAUUAUAUAUGAAUUCUGUUUCACAUAAGAAAAAAAACAAGCCGACUGGUAGUGGUGUACAAUGAUGAUAAGUACCCUUUGUAAUAACGACUUUUUAUGAAAAAUCAAUCAAUCAAAGUUGUCAAUUAAAAAAUCUACGAAAAUAUUGGUUUCGGCUCUCGUUUUAUGUUUUCUUGUAAGAAUCAGUUUUGUAAUUGAACUAAUUAUUAUAGAAAUACUUUCAUAUUUUUCUAUUUUUUUUUACAUAGUUGAAUAGAUAAAUGUGUAUAAUUAAUUCUUAUAUUGUGGUUAAAAAUUACUUUUGACACAAAAUUCUAAAAGGACCUUGAACUUGAUUAAGCACAUGUAUCAUUACGUUUAUAAUUAUUAAUUAUCAUUGAUGCGUCAUAGGACGAAAAUUUUCCAAACUUAAUUAUACAAUGUGUUGGUGAAAGAUGUUUAAGUAAAGAAUAAAUUUGAAUUCGUUCUUUUGGUCGAUUUUUUUUCUCCCUUGUAUUUUCUGUUUUGAUUCUUUUAUUGUUUAUUUCUGUUUAAUUCUUGUUUUUUGGGGUUUUCGUGGAAGAAAUUAUCUCUAAUAAGUAGCAUAUAGUUUUGUUGUCGGUUUGUUUAUGAUAUAUAUUGGGCUAAUUUUUUGGAAAGCAAAAUAAUUUUAUCCAUACCAAAAUGAAAAUUUUUUUGUUGUAAGAUUAAAAUCGGUACUUUUUUUCGUUUUCAAUUUCAGCAAAAUUGCAUAAUUGUCAUGAUUGUGAUUAUAAUAUAUAGCAUUGUAACAUCUAAAUUAAAUUUUAUAAAAUUAUCAAUUUAUAUCAUGCAUAUUUGAAAAUAUAGCUUUUACCGAAUAUUCAUCCUUCAAUGUUCAAGACGAAGUUUAUGAUUCCUUAUCUAUUAAAAAAAUAAAAAGAUGUGCAAAUGAGACAACUCUCUCCCAGAGACCACAUGACGUAGAAUACUUAGCAAUAAUAACAAUUUUUGAAUUUCUUCGAGAAAGCUUCAAAAGAAAUUUUCAAACGUGGGUCAAGGUAAAAACUUCAGGUUUUGAUCUCCGAUAAAUACCUCGGAAUCGUUACAUAGCAGCUGCCUUGAACUUUUUUUUAUUGCCCAAUGUCCAUAUUAAGUCUUCAGAAUCAGACCUGCUGCUUAGUACAUAUACAGGUUGCAUUUACAAUGCCUGUUUCUUUUAGUAUUUGUAACAAAUAAAACAAGUUGCGCCUUUAUGACAUAUGUAAUCUAGUUUUGACGUAGUUUUUUUAUUUUUUUUUUUUUUUUUUGUGGUUCGUCCUUUUUGUGAAUUCAAGUACAUGCUUUUUUGAUAAAGAACUAAUAUCAAAAUACUUUUUUAUUGUCCUAUUGCAAUGCAUUUUGUAUGAAAGACGUUUUACAGCAAAUGUUUGGCAUUUGACUAUAGAAAGUACCUACAGUAUGCUCUUAUCUCCGACGAUUUGUUUCUUUUAUUUGUAUGAGGGAUUACAUAUAUCUGUGAAUUUGCUUUACCUUUUUUUUCAUUAUUUAUGAUGUAUCAUUCCAGUGACAUAUGCAUACUAAAUGCAUAUCUCUCAGAUCAUGAUAUACUCCACACAUAAUUCAUAGUUGAAAAUUAUCAGACUCCAUUCUAAAUUGGCUGAACGUUAAGUAAAGUCUGUCCCAUAGAUGGCCAUGUGUAUGUUAUCCCUUAUCGUAACUACAUUACCGUCUUCCUUUUCUCAUCUCCGUAUCACAAAUGAUAGUUACUAUCGACCUACUUUAUUUGAUCCACGUGAUUUGUGGUAUUCCAUGAGAAGAAGGUGGUUUUUCUUGGGAAACACCUUCUGACUUUGUUCUAAAUAUUAAUGUUGUUUUUUUCCGCCACUUUUUUGCUGAAAUGUUGCUUAAGUUUCGCAAAAUGUCGACAAGGUAUUAGACUUUUGAAACUCAACCUUUUCAACAGGACAUUUUUUUUUCCAUAUGGGAGUUAUCUCCCAGUAAAGUAUUUUCGCUUCUCCUCAAAAAGCGUUAAUCAUACCGCUUGAAGUUUACUCCAGAAUGUUCAUUACUUCCUCAUUAUGAGUCCCCUUAUAGUGAUUGACAUGAGUGGUAUGUUGGUGUACCUCAUAAACCGUAAGUCAUAGAGCCGUAGAGGUUUGAAUAAGAUGUUCGUUCUUCUUCGGCAGGAAAUUUUUUUGAGUCAAGCUCGUUCACCAAAUUUUUAACUUUGCUUGUUAUCACAACUCCCAAGAAACAGUAAAAGGUAUCGACAUAAUGUUUUUGUAAGUUGAGACAUGAUGUAACGCAAAUAAAUUGUAUCGAACGGCUCUGUUGACUUUUUAUAGUUUCCUCCCUUAAAAAUUUAAAAUAAGCUAUUUGGAAGAAUAACUUCUUGACCAUACUUAUUAUAGACCUUGGGUCUUCUGAUUUGAGAUCCAUUGAGGUCAAGGUCAAAUGUUAAUUUGACGUUCUAGAUUUUGACAUUUGCUAUAACUUUAUACUUGCAUUAUAUAAAGCCGUAAUGUCCACUAGAAGAGACCUUGUGUGAACCGUAAGUAGCCAUGAUUGCACUAAUUUUCAUGUAAAAGUAUUUAGAAAACAUAUAUUGUAAGAUUCAAUGUGAAGACACAUAUCAUUUAAAAACUGAAGUGACAAUUCGUUAAUUCGAAAUAGCAAAUUAUCUCCCUUUUUAAGCAAAAGUAUAGAGAAACAUUAUAUUUUCGAAUUAGUGUAAUGAAUUUACUAUUUUAAACCGAUGAUAGCUGAUCAACUCCCUUAUUUCAAAGAAAAGAACUGAAUAUUUUUGGAAUCUGUGCAAGAUAAGUUAUCGUCUGACACCUUUUUUUUUUGGUUUGUUUACGACGGUUGUUUUUUUGUGAUUCAAGAAGUUUUUGCAUAUCUGUAUAAAAGUUUAUUUAAACAUUAAUUAUCAACAUGUGAUAUGGAAAGAUCUUUGAAUAUUUAUCGAACUUUUUUGUGUUGAUAUCCAAAAAUCGGAAACGUGCAGCUAUUUUAUCGUCUCCGAUGAAAAACCCGUUCAAUACAUUUCUAUCUAUAAUGAGUCGAACAUAUUUGAUGAGAAAGCUUGGUUGAUCGAUGAGAUUCUGUCGUCCUCUCACAAAAAGAAUUACGUAAAUUAACUUCAAUGUGUCAAAGUCCGCGUUAAAUAAAAAAAAAACUUAGAUUUUAAACAUGACGUUAUAUAAAACUUAACUUAAUCAAUAACACGUCUCCUGGUUUUUAUUUUAAAAAUUCAAACUGGAUGAAUUCAUUUUUUACGCACCGAAAAGACCUACUUAACACUACCGACAUGCCAAUCGUUGUGUUUGUAUAGCGUCUAGAUGAUUUAUUACAACUAUAGUUAGUAUAAAGAGAAAAAUUGCGUCUUUCGAAGUAACUGUGACUGAAAUCAAACUGAACGAAUGAAAUUACCCAAACUAAGGUCUUCUAUUAAAAAUGAUAAGAUCAUUUUCAUGUUCAUGAAGGAAAUCUAAAAAAGAUAAACCUUGUAUUAACAAUGUUCGUAGAAGCUCAGAAGUAUAUUCAUUUCCCACGACGUGUUUCGUUCAACAAAACAUAGCACUCUACAGUAUGAUGUACUUUUUUCUCCGUCACAUUUCAUGAAAUGAAUGAAUUUUUCAAUAUUAUUCGAGCACAUGAAAUAUAAUUUAAAAAACGUUUCAACAUAAGCAAACUAAGUUGACAUGACAAGAUUCAAUAUAGUAACGGGGGAGGCGAUGUAUCUUGAAUCGUUUAAUAUAUGGAAUGUCGGAUAAGUCGAACAAUUAUGUAAGGUUCCUUUGAAUUCGACUUUUCGGGAUUUUACUGUAGUAUUUUGUUUUGUCAUUUGUAGUUCUAAUGCUGAUAUAUUUGUACUGCUGCUUCUGUAACCUCAUUUUUUAACCAUUGUUGAAUUUUUGAAAAUGUCGAUAAGACUUCAUUAUAUGUUAACCUGCAAAUGAAAACAACACUUAAUAAAAGUUGUGCAUCCCAAGACCUUUUCUUGAUUAACUUUCAUUCGGAACGAUCGAAUAAAAAACUUAUAAAACUGCAAAAUAUCAAAUGAAAAUUUUGGUCAGACAAAUGUUUAUCAACUCUCAAGGUAAAAACCUAGAAUAAAAACGUGGAAAUUUAAUUUUUGUUUGUUUUAUAUUAUGUAGAAAAGUUCUUAUAUAUUUUAUUAAGAAUUGUUUUAAUGGCUUACUAUAUUACAAAUAACUGAAUUUAUACAACUAAGAGAAAACAAUUCUGGUAAUAAAUGUUUUCAAUUUUUGAAUGAAAAAGUUCUAUCGUAGGUAAAAAAGAUUUUGGUAGGACAGAAAAGUUCAAGCUUUAAUGAACUUCGUAUGUUUUACAAACAAAACAUUUAAAUAAUUGACAUGUUAUAAGCUUUCAACCAUUUUAUAUUGUGAAUCUUUAAAAUAAAUUGUAUAGUUGUUUAUUACUGUAUAAUUCUAAAUAAGUAUAUGUUACUAAUCAUCUCCCAAUAUGUGUUAAUGUUAGCUUUAUAUGAUACUUUUCUUCAUGAAUAAGUAAUUUUGCAUUAAUGUUUUUAGAUGUUAUUUGUGCUAAUAAAUGAAAUUUUGUUUUAAA
Messenger RNA from Mytilus californianus (California mussel), 6377 nucleotides. RefSeq lists its product as uncharacterized. The transcript has 4 exons. The record is from RefSeq and is a predicted model, not a curated record. Bases 1 to 879 code for a protein of 292 amino acids. Lineage: Eukaryota; Metazoa; Mollusca; Bivalvia; Mytilida; Mytilidae.